Molecule: messenger RNA, 1940 nt
Organism: Arachis ipaensis
Lineage: Eukaryota; Viridiplantae; Streptophyta; Magnoliopsida; Fabales; Fabaceae
Product: serine/threonine-protein phosphatase 7 long form homolog
Biological process (GO): meristem maintenance; meristem development
Source: RefSeq, a predicted model, not a curated record
AGAUAAGCGCCAGUGAGAGCGAGAGGAAGGAGUGUGUUUAGUAAUUAUGGUUCGUGAUUAUGCUAAUCCAGCGGAACAUGUUACUAAUUAUUUGAGACAGCCUAAUGUGGCUAACAGGAAUCUGCUGCCCCGUAAGCUUGAUCCGCCAGAAUUGUGGCACCCGGCGGUUGAUCAGGCUUUACGAACAACGGGAUUCUAUCAUGUAUCGAGAGUGGGACAGAUCAGAGGGCAUUCCGCCUUACUAUCUGCUCUUGUAGAAAGAUGGAGGCCGGAGACUCAUUCUUUCGUAUUGCCAGUUGGUGAGGUUACAGUAACCCUGGAGGACGUGUUACACAUAUUUGGCCUACCGAUUGAUGGAGAGGUUGUGACUGGUUGGACCGAUAGUAGUCAGGACUUCUUGGUCAACCACAGCAUGGCGAUUUUUGGCAGAGAACCCGUUGUGAGUAGUUCAUCUAAAAGUUACAUAAAGUUAUCCUGGGUUCGCCAUAUCAGAGAUACACAUCCUCUAGACACUUUGGAGUCUGUUCAACGAUACGUUAGGUGUCAUAUCUUCUGUCUGCUGGGAACCAUCCUCUUCGCGGAUAAGUCAACAGCAUAUGCCCACGCGAAGUACCUACCACUGCUUCAAAACUUUGAGCAUAUCAGCACUUACAGUUGGGGGUCAGCAACUCUCGCACAUCUUUAUAGGUCACGGUGUCGUGCAUCGCGUUAUGAUUGCAAGGAGAUGGAUGGCCCGCUUGAUUUGUUGUUCGUUUGGGCGUGGGAGCGAAUGCCCUUUCUUGCCCCCAUUCCAAGACAGCAGCUUGCACUAGCUGAUAUACCGGUUGCACGCAGGUGGAGUCAUCAUCCACGAACUAGGGCGUGGAUAUCGAAGAACGUGGCGUCUAUUAGGCAUGACAUAGACUACAUGGAAGAGUUUGUCUGGCGGCCAUACCUCGACAUCAUCAUCCCGGCCGAACUACAUCACCACCUUGAUGUGUGUGACACAGUAGGGCCAUUGAUUUCAUUCGAGUGUGUCGAAUGGCAUCCUGUGGACCGAGUGGUUCGUCAGUACGGGUACGCACAGUCUCCCCCUCUGCCGGCACAGGCCAUUCGUCUUGACCAUCAUUGUUACACUCUUCGGGGAGUACAGUGCCACGAUUGGAGCACCAUACUCAAUGAAUGGAUUCAACAGUGGGGGAACCGCCGCAACAGUCGGUUGCGAGAUAGGAAUCUGCAACCAAUCGCUGACUUUAGCCCGUCUGCCGAGUACCGUAGUUGGUACGGUGGAUUAUUUUGGAUGUACCUGAGGUUGUCGAAGUUGAUCCAGCAGCCACCCCAUUAUCCACCCCAGCAACCACCCCAUUUUCCACCCCAGCAGCCAUAUGCAGUGUUUCAUCCAUUUCCUUAUCAUCGCCCACUUCUACCUCAGCCAUCACAUCAGUUGCCGCAGUCACACCGAGCAUCGGUGGACGGAUUGGCUCGUCGGAGCCAUCGUACCCCCACACCUGAUAGUCAAGCGAGUGGUUCCAUCGAUCCACAUGUUGGGAUCAAUACAGGACGUCUGAAUGUGCUAGCAGCAGCUCCGAGCGGUCUGGACUUGAAUGCGCCGACACAGCAGGAGGUUGUUGCCGAGUAUAUCCCUGGUCCUUCCGCUCCAGCAGAAGCAGGUGGGUCAGGUCCAGUCGAGGGAUAGGCAGUUGGUCAUUAGUACAACCUACGGACAGAUGUCCGUUCAUCGAACAGGUUUACUCCGUCAAGUGUUAACAAGAUAGUGAACAAGAUGAUGGGAUUUUUUAAGAAGCCGUGAGCUGAUUAGUCGAACUUAGUCUAUUUACUGUUUGUUUUAGUUGCACUCAUCUUCAAUUUAGUCAAUCUUAGUCUAUUUAAUCUUUGUAUUAGUUGUAUGCGGCUUCAGUUGACUCGAACUAAAUAUCAUUUAAUCUCUAUAUUAGUUGCAA